GCACGCCAGCGAGAACCCGAAGCUGCCGGCGAAGCUGAAGGAGCUGGGGAUCACCUUCAUCGGCCCCCCCUCCGGCGUGAUGGCCGCGUUGGGCGACAAGAUCGCGGCGAACAUCCUAGCCCAGACUGCCAAGGUGCCCAGCAUCCCGUGGAGCGGAGAUGGGCUCACCUGCCAGCUCACCGCAGAGGGGGAGGUCCCCGAAGAGGUCUUCCGGAAGGCGAUGGUGGCCACGGUGGAGGAAGCCUUGGAGCGGGCCGCGAAGAUCGGGUUCCCCAUCAUGGUGAAGGCCUCUGAGGGCGGGGGCGGCAAGGGCAUCCGCAAGGCCACCAGCAUGGAGGAGCUCAAGCUAGCCUUCACCAACGUGUCCACCGAGGUGCCUGGCUCCCCCAUCUUCUUGAUGCGCAUGGUGUCGAAGGCCCGGCACCUGGAGGUGCAGAUCCUGGGGGACGAGUACGGAAACACGCUGGCCCUGAACGGCCGGGACUGCUCCACGCAACGGCGGUUUCAGAAGAUCUUCGAGGAGGGCCCCCCGGUGAUUGCGAAGAAGGAGGUGUUCCGUGAGAUGGAGCGUGCCGCCAUGCGCCUCACGGCGCUGGUGGGGUACCGAG
Molecule: messenger RNA, 608 nt
Organism: Effrenium voratum
Lineage: Eukaryota; Dinophyceae; Suessiales; Symbiodiniaceae
Source: the annotation of a GenBank genome assembly